UCACUCCCGCCUCUUUACAGGCGGGGCGCACAGAGAGGCGCCGAGACGUCAUUUCCUGUCAGGGACGGUAGCAGAAGUGUGAGCAGCGUGUGUGAACAAGGAGAUAGCAGAAUGCCUAAAUCAAAGGAGUUGGUGUCUUCAAGCUCAUCUGGAAGCGAAUCAGAUAGUGAGGUUGACCAGAAGGCAAAGAGAAAAAAGCCAGCUCCUCCACCAGAGAAGGAGAAGCCAACAAAGAAACAGAAGACAGGAGGAGAAAGUUCUAAGUCAUCUGCCAAACAAAGCAGCAAAGAUCCAGAAGAUAACAUGUUUCAGAUUGGUAAAAUGAGAUAUGUCAGCGUUCGGGACUUCAAAGGAAAAGUUCUCAUUGACGUCAGAGAAUAUUUCAUGGAUCAGCAAGGAGAAUUGAAGCCUGGAAGGAAAGGUAUCUCAUUAAAUCCGGAGCAGUGGAACCAGCUGAAGGAACAGAUGUCCGACAUUGACAAUGCAAUAAGAAAACUGUAACCUCCAUCCACUGGCACCACAACCUCCAUGUUUUAGUUUUAAGCACUCUUUUUACAUUUGCCGUAUUUUUUUUGUUUUCUACUUUUGUUUUACAAGCUCUUGUACAGUUUGGAUUGCAAAACAAUUUGUAAGAUGACGCAUUUUUAUGUGCAUUAAAAUUGGUCCGAUUUUGAUUUAAAA
Molecule: messenger RNA, 681 nt
Organism: Rana temporaria (common frog)
Lineage: Eukaryota; Metazoa; Chordata; Amphibia; Anura; Ranidae
Gene: SUB1
Product: SUB1 regulator of transcription
Exons: 5
Coding region: 112-501 (129 amino acids)
Biological process (GO): positive regulation of transcription initiation by RNA polymerase II
Cellular component (GO): nucleus; transcription regulator complex
Molecular function (GO): transcription coactivator activity; DNA binding
Source: RefSeq, a predicted model, not a curated record